CGUCUUUCCUUCCGGCUUUCUCCUGCAACCAACCUGCAACAGAAAGCCAAAACUUCCACAAUGCUCCGCUCUUUAGGCACACGACUCGCCAGCACCGCAGCAGAUGGCGCCAAGUUCAAGGUCGUUGUCGUUGGUGGUGGAUCUGCCGGCUUGUCCGUGGCAAACCAAAUCUUCAACCGGUUCAAGGCGGCUGGUACCCCAUUGAACAGUGGUGAUAUUGCUAUCAUCGACAAUGCAGAGAACCACUAUUAUCAGCCCGGCUGGACUCUCGUCGGUGCAGGUCUCAAGCAGAAGACAGAGUUCGUUCGUCCGCUUCAAUCGCUCAUUCCGAGUCAUAUUACCCAUAUCUCGGACAAAGUCAAGGCAUUCUCGCCUGAGAGUUCCUCCCUUGCAACUAUACAUGGGAGGAACAUUGGAUAUGAGUCCCUCGUCGUUGCAGCUGGUAUCAAAAUCAACUGGGACGCAGUCAAAGGCCUCCCUCAAGCACUCAUGAACAACACCUCUGGGGUUUCUAGCAUUUAUUCCUACGAAACUUGCGAUAAAGUCUGGUCAGAUAUCGACGCUUUACGCUCAGGAAACGCUAUAUUCACACAGCCGGCUGGCGUUAUAAAAUGCGCAGGGGCACCUCAGAAAAUAAUGUGGAUGGCUUGGGAUCGGUACCGCAAGACGAGUCGGGGCUCCAAGGUCAACGUCGACUUCUAUACCGGCAUGCCCACAAUGUUCAGCGUCAAAAAAUACUCAGAGGCGCUCGAUAAACUUCGUAUCUCUCGAGGCGUUGGCGGCUUUUUCGGUCACAACCUGGUCGCGGUGGACGACGCCAACCAUAAAGCAACGUUCAAGAAGGGGGAUGAAACUGUGGUCGUGGACUACACUAUUUUGCACGUUGCUCCGCCCAUGGGACCUUUGGAUUUCAUCAAAUCCUCGCCAAUCGCUGACAGUGCUGGAUGGGUAGAUGUAAAUUCUGCCACCCUCCAACACAACAAGCCAGAAUAUAGUAACAUCUGGGCCAUUGGUGACUGUUCCUCCCUGCCGACCGCAAGUACCUGUUUCUCUAAAACGGCGGCAGCCAUCACAGCGCAGGCUCCCGUCCUUGUCGAGAAUCUAUACUCAGUCGUCAGUACCGGUAAACUGAGCUCUGCCACAUAUGAUGGGUACACCAGUUGCCCUCUGCUGACGGGCUAUAACGAGCUUAUGCUGGCGGAAUUCAAAUACGGACUAGAGCCUAAGGAGACUUUCUCCGCACAGUUUGAUCAGGCAAAGAGCAACAGGCUAUUCUAUCACUUCAAAAAGGAUUUGUUCCCGUGGGCCUACUGGAACUACAUGGUGCACGGAAAGUGGUUUGGCACCAGCGGUCCUUUCCGACCGAAGUACGCGUAG
Molecule: messenger RNA, 1377 nt
Organism: Mycena indigotica
Lineage: Eukaryota; Fungi; Basidiomycota; Agaricomycetes; Agaricales; Mycenaceae
Product: Pyr-redox-2 domain-containing protein
Exons: 8
Coding region: 61-1377 (438 amino acids)
Cellular component (GO): mitochondrion
Molecular function (GO): sulfide:quinone oxidoreductase activity; FAD binding
Source: RefSeq, a predicted model, not a curated record